Phodopus roborovskii (desert hamster) is the source of this 6513-nucleotide messenger RNA. RefSeq lists its product as uncharacterized. The record is from RefSeq and is a predicted model, not a curated record. Lineage: Eukaryota; Metazoa; Chordata; Mammalia; Rodentia; Cricetidae. The coding region runs from base 1 to 6513 and encodes 2170 amino acids. The transcript has 46 exons.
AUGGACAGUGUGUAUGAACCCACGGAAAGGGUGCAGCUGUUAGAGAAGGACCUGGCAGGGAAGCUAAGCGAACUGAAGCACGAGCUGGAAGAACGGGAGGUCCUUCCGCCGGCAGCUAACUGGGCCUUCAGCUCCGUUCAAAUGCCAAAGGAUGUCGCUCACUUCAGACGCGAACGGGAAUUGGCUCUGAAGAGAACCCUCCAGGUGGCCGAGUGCAAGCCCCUUGUUAUUCAGGCAGAUGUCCUGCAGAGGGAGCUAGAGAGCUGUCUAAGGAGAGAGUACACGCCGGAAAACCUUCCUCUGCUUCUGCUGCAGUAUUACACAGAGAGAAUUACGCACCUGGCCCAGAGUAAAUAUUUGCACAUGCUGAGGUGGAAACGGCUCUGCCAGACCAGCGAGACCAUGGAGGAACUCCACCCUCUUUACAAGAAACAAGUUGGCUACAUCAUGCAGGAAUUCAAUGAUGCAGUUCAGAGGGCAGAAAGGCUGGCGGUUGCUAGGGAGAACUUCCUUAUGGGAAAAAGCAAUCCUCCCAAUCUCGUGACACCAGAAGACCUGGCGAUCUACACCAGGUGGCUAGUGUGCCACCUGCACUCGCUCAGGACCAUCCAUCACUACCUGCAGGCCCUCCAGUACUUGCCCAUCUCCAGAGGCCUGCAGAGUCUAGCUGGUACCCGAGUCUCUGAACCUAGUGAGGAAAAAGGAAAAGUCUGUGUCACCGACGUUGACUCUGCCAGCAUUUCAGGGACAACACGUGCUGCCUUCGUCCUGCCUCAGCACGUGACAGAGAAGGAAGAGCUGAAACCUCAGCUGAGGCAUCUGCUCUCGAAGUUCCACAUCCCCUAUGACCUACAGAAGCUGACUGACUCCGCCAAGGAGAUGGAACUCUUUUCUUUGGUUUCUCAGAGCUUCCAGAGCAUCUUCAUGGAGCAACAAAGGAUGCGAACAUUCCCAGACUACGAGACCGGAAGAGCUAAGGUGCAGAAUUUGUCAGGACCUGCUGCUACCCUGAAAAAGAGAGCCGCCUGGGUUCCCUUCGUGAAGGUCAAGCCAAAGUGUGAUCCUUGGCAGAAGAAGAUGUUUACCAGACUCAAAGAACGGAGAAGACCAGAUGAACUAAUGCAAGUCCAGUCAAAGCUUUUGAAGAUUUCUGACCCUGUGAAAGCCGCUCAGGUGUUGCAGGAUCACGCUGCAAGGACAGUGACUACGGCUCCAUGUCACUCAUCUUUCACGACUUCUCAGGCUUCGCAGCCGUGCAACUAUGAUGAAGUCUGGCAGAAUAUUUACAGCAACACCAAGCUCUACCAGAAUGAAAAUGUGAAGGACGAUGGUCUCUCAGUGGAACCAAGCGACGGGGACCUCGCAAAAAUACGCCUCAGCCAGAGUUCUGACGGGUCUGUCAAGCGGAGGACAGAGACGGGAUACAACUAUGCCGUGACCCUGCAACUGCUGGGCUUGAGUGAUGGGACUGAGCCCGACCAGAACCCUGUCCUGAUGAGAGGGGCCUACUUAUCCUUCUUGUGUCUACGCCACCUGCACAUCCGGGAGCUACAGCGCAUCUGUCUGGGAGUUCUUAACUACUUCAGAUCCGUUGAGCGAACUUUGACAAUUGACACUUCAGGCCUUACCUUGGUUUCAGGGAAACUGGUCCCCACCGUGGGAGAUAAUGCUUGGGUAAAUGUGGCAAAAGGCGGUCUGGGCACCUCGCAAGGCCUGGGGGCUCAUCACUAUGUCCACGGGACCCCUGCUGAGCAUAAGACCCACGGCAUGCAAUUCCUGGAGUUCUCGGAAGUUGACAACCAGGACGACUCCCACAGCACACAAGCUGGCUGUGUCCACACGCAGGACCAGCUUGGCCUGUAUGUCAUGUAUGACUGUGCCCUUCGGGAUCUGAGGGAGCUGGAGUCAGAGCUGCUGCUCAUUGCCAGUCACUACAUUGAGAAAGAAAAAAGCCACAGAGACAGCGGCAAGUCCAAGAGCAGUCAGCACUGGGCCUGGGCCCAUGCCAGUGUGGACAGAUUUGCUGUGCUGUGUGACCUGUGGACCUGGGAAGCCAAUCUGCUAGAAAGCAAACGCCAGCUUCUUGAUAGUUACCUUGAAGCCUACCAGCACACGUUGGACCCAGAGGAGCGGUUCGCUUUAGCACAAGCAAUGACUGACAUUAUUCACCGGCGCCCCAAAUUCGAUCUCAGCCACUCGUAUUUCACUAAAGCUUACCAAGAUGAGUGUACCUGCCUGAGGCUUCACGGGCAGCUCGUGAGGGGCGUCCUCAGCAGCCACCUGGAGCAGCAGCGGGAAUAUGUCCGGAGGCUCUGGCGAGGGGAUCAUCCCGAGGCUCACAAGACAUUUGGACUUCCCCUGAACAUAAUUUGCAAGCAGUUUGUUUCCAUUGACUGCAGCUGCCCAGCCUCAGAAAAUGUCCAUCUGUUGGAGUUCCACCCUUCCCUUGGCCUGGUUGGGCUCAUCCCCAAAGCUCUGGACCACCUGUUGCGUGAGGCUCGCCACGCCCACAAGCCUGUAACGCCUAGUGGGCUUGCCCAGCUGGAACAACGAGUCUUGCAGCUUGCCCUGGACCUGUGGCUCACCCCAGCCAAGCCUGAGACCUGGUAUAGCGCACAGCUCCAGAGAGAUCUCUUUUCAGACAAAGUGAUGGGAGAUCCCUUUCUCGUGGAGGAGGUGGGUCUGCUUGCACUCAGGUCCGCGGUGGACAAAGACCACAAGCAAGGCCAAAAUUUACACACGUUGCUCCUGGAGACGUUUUCCAAACUUCUGGAACUCCUGACCCUCCGUCACCGGCUGAUAGAAGUGAAUGUGGAGGGUGCACACUUGGCUCGGCUAUAUAAGGAGCUGGCACAGGAGAUGGGUUUUGAAGAAUUCCAUCUGUAUCUGAGGCCUGUUCCCUUUGAGUUUGCGUCACACAAGGACAAGGUGGACCGGCCCCCUCCUGUCUUCAUGACGUCUUUGCUGGAGGACAGCAGUCGAGUGGACAGGUACACCCCCAGUGCCCUCCCCUUGGCCAUCGAUGAGCUGGGUGAUAACCAAAUUGGCAAGUUCAGUUUUUAUACCAAAGACGCCGUCCUCAAGCUCGUGCUCCAUUCAGGAGUGGACAACAUGCAGGUGACCCUGGCAUGCCAAACGGCUCAGAGGAAUGCUUUGAUGGUGGCCAUUCAACAGGUGUCCUACGCCACCCCUGGAGUAGACAGUCCUGGCGUUGCCAAGGAAAGGGAUGCAGCUCUGAGGCAUCGUGGCAGAAUGAGUCCGACCAGAAGAGGCUCCAGAGCUGCGAGUGGCGUGGACUGUUUGCUCUCAGCCCCAACUCCAACAGCUCCGGACACCCUUACUCACUCUCCAGCACUUAAGACGACCAGAAGGGUUCCAGAAGCCUUCGUGUCUAUUCAACUAGAAAAGGUGGGUUUGCGGGACACGAUGCUGAACACCUUUCUGCACAGGAAACAGACGGAGAACCCUGAUGACGCUGAAAACGUCAAGAGGGAACUAAUAGUUGAAUAUUGCCAGAAGCUGAACUACCGCAUGUGUUGCUGUGCCCUUCGGGGUCAGAUCAUGGCAUACUGCAAUAGCCUGAGAGCUCUGCUAGACGAUUUUCCUACCGUCAGAGACACCUUCUUCAUGAUGGGACAACCAAAUGAAGAGAAGGACUUGAAGGACUCCAGUGGGGAGUUCAAGGCUGACCCCAGGAAUUUUCAGCCUCGACCUCAGAGUUUGCUGUCAGCUGAUGGAAGAGUCUUCCUCAACUUAUGGUUUAUUCCCCAUCCUUCCGAAGUGCUGUUCAUGUUCAAAACUCUUCCAGAAGAGGCAGCUUUCAGAGCCCUGAAACGGACUCUCCAGCUCGUAGCUCCUCUCCACGACAUCGUGGCCUACCUUUUCAGCUUUGCCAAGCUUGGCAAUUGCCCAGCAUGCUUCGACUCUCCUCUAAGUCCUGGCCCCUUGAGGAAUGACUGGGGAGGACCCGAGGGCAUUGGGUCUGAGCUUCGAGAACUGCAGAAACUGAUUGACGGUCUCCCGAGCCCCCAGGACCCGAGCCAGGUGGCCCAGGCCCUCCUCCUCCGAAGGGAGGUGACUUGGAUGCAGUUCGAUGCUGCCAUGAGAUGUCUCCUCCGGACAUUUUUGGCAGCAGGAAAUGCUCCUGCCCACCAGUCUGUCGCAGAAGGUGUGUGCCAUGGUUUGCCACCGCUGAGCAACUGUCUCAGGAGGAGCAUCUUUUCUUCACAGUUCAGCCUGCCCCAGCCGCUGGACCCAAGGAGCCUCCAGGCGUUUACAAUGUUCCCGUGGAGGGCGCUCCUGGAAGACGGGGGACCUUUUCCAGUUAUGAGCAGCAUCCCAAACACCUUAGAGUAUGAUAUGCAGAUGUGUCUUUGCGGGCUGAGUGACCGUGACCGCCAAGUGGCCCAUGGGGAGCUGGUGGGUGUGCAGGCACUAAUGGAGGACGUACUUCUGAGUGGCUGUCACGUGAUCUCGGAGGGUUCUCCUGAACAGCAAGCCACACAGGACAACACACAGCCAGGUUGGUCUGCACGUCUGGGACUCUGCCCAGGUCAGUUGGAAAGUCACCCAGAGGCCUCGCCGUUGGAGGGCCCUUGUGAGGUAGCAAUGCCCCUCGCUCUGCUGAAGUCCUUCCUCGUCCUGUGGAAGCAGCUGGAGGUGUUGAAGGAACACUGGGGCCGACUCAAGCUUCAAGGCCAGGAGAUCAAUUCUGCCCCCCUCCACAAACAGUUCUCAGAGCUCUAUGAAGCUGACAUUUUCUACCCCAGCAUGAAGGCGCUAGCCAGGCGGGUGGGCAAAGAAGAUGAAUUUGAAGGACUUAUCAUAAGAAGCCAAUGUAUUCUUCCUCCAAAGGGAGCCUCAGAAAUUGAAAUAAAAGCCCAGCAGCUCCAGAAACUUCUGGAAAGUUUAGAGAUUCAUAUGAUCCAAGAGGUGAUGAGGAAAGUUAGUAGAGAGAUGACCCUUCUUCUAUCAGAAAAAUCCAAGGAGGAGCCCACCCUCCCAACAGACCUUUGGAAACACCAAGUCAUGAAAGAAAACUUUUCAGUUGUGAGACCCCAGAUAGUUGAGAGAUUUGUGCAAAGACUCAUGGAGAGUUGCCAAGAGAACAGACCUGAGGUGACUUUCAGGAGGGACCACCUCGAAGCCUGCCUCCUCUCCCUGGGGUGCGACGUGAUGGCAAGAGAGCGCAGCAACUUUGAGACCUACUCCAUGUGUUACGAGCAUGUACUGCAACAUACCAGGGUGAAGCUCAGCCAGAGGGAGCAGGAAGUGGACUUGCUUCGAAGCAGUCAGGUUCCUCCUGAAGACUGUGCUGGUCAGGUUGCAGAGCUCAGUCAUGACAUGAUCAUGGAAAUCACCGCUCUGAGAGCCCAGCUCACAGAUCUGGAAGAGGAGAGUCUGACUCUGAAAAACCAGAUUGGAAAAGAAGUUCAGGAGGGAUACAGAUCAUUAGUGCAAGCUUUGUUCAUGACCUGCUUACGCAUAAAGGAGACGUUGGACGAGAAUCAGCUUAAUUUGAUCCAGAAAGUGUGUGAGCUCAUCGGUGAAGUGAGAGCCGAAGGGAUUGCCAACACGAAGCAGCUAAAGACAACCUGGGGCUCUGCCAGACCUGAGGAAGGAACAGAAGAGAACGCGGCCAAACCUUCCUGGCAGGACAGCGACAGCAGCAGCAGCAGCACCCAGGAUGCCCUAGUGUGCAAAAUGCGGAGCCUGGGCCGCUGGCGCCUGGCUGUGCAGCAGGCUCGCUUUAGAGGUCAGCUGAGCAGGGCAGAGAAGGAAUCUUUUCACAGCAAAAGAGAAUGCGUAAGAGUCAAGCUCAUGGCGGAGCAAGAAGUGAGUUUACUUCAUCAACAGCUACUGGCUGUGAGGCAGGCCCUGGCCAAAGCUCACACUGACAGCAGGAAGCUCAGGCAGCAGCAGGACACCCAGGCUCAGCUGCUGAAGGAGUUGGAACACAGAGCCACUCAAGAGUCUGUCACUCGGCAGCAGCUAGAGGUCAUAAAGAUGGCUGGCAUGGAGAAGCUCCUAGAAGACGCUGAGCAAAAGGAGCAACAACUGCGGCUGGUAACAGCAGAGGCCGAGCGGGCUUCAAGGCUGGGUGAGCUGCGGUGGAGGAGGAUGGACAGAGACCUGCAGCAGAUGAGAAGCCGGCUGGCUCAGGAGCGCAGUGUGAAGCUGGAUGCCUUCCACCGUGUACGGGAGCUGCAGAUUCAGCUUCAGGACGCAGAGCAGCCAUCUCUCCAGAUGGGCUCCCUGAGUGGGUUUAUAUCCCAGACCCACUGCCCCCUACACCCUGCUUCAGCAUUACCCAGAUGCUGUCACCAACGUUUCCCAAAGACCAGUCUUCCUGGCAAUCAAAUGACAAGGAGUCAAAGACCAAAGACUGUACCAUUUAAGCACAAAAAAAAGGUUGCUGAUGGUUUUCUACCCAAUGUGGCAGAAAACAUUCAACUUAGGACUUCCCAAGUCCAAACAGCGCCAUCCAGGGUUUCCCUCAGACCGCAUAGGUAA